AUGGCACCAGCUCGGAGACGUCGCAAGUCGCCCGCGAACAAUGGGUUAGCGGCGGGAGAGAAGUUGAAGCGCGAAGUGCUGCAGGGUUCUCGUUCAAACUUGUGGAGUUGGGUCGGGAUAGAGGUCACGAAUGUGUCAGAUAUAACCGACGAACACCGUCUAAUGUCCUGCGGACUAUCCAAACGCAAUGGCUGGCCCAUCUGUCGCAACAAGUAUGCUUCAGGGGACCUGCCACAGUCCAAAGGGAACCUGACAAGGGAUGCCGCGCACUCCGCAGCGGACGAGGAUAUUAUCGUCAUAUCCGAUGAUGAAACAGGACUCGAAUGCUCUCGUAAAGCGUGCAAGAACAACCCUAAUUGCCUUAACUAUCUGGGUCAGGAGGCUUGGGAGAAUGAAGAGAAAGCCAAGGAGGCAUAUCUGAAGGCAGCGGAGCUUGGGCCGGAUCCCCGUCUGCAAAUGCGCGAUCCAGGAUCCCCAGUUGGGCUGAAGAACUUAGGAGCAACUUGCUACGCCAACGCCUUUCUUCAAGUUUGGUUCCAAGACCUGGCCUUUCGCGCAGGCGUUUACAGAUGCAUGCCAACUCAGGACUGGGAACAUGGAUUCCAAGAUACACCGGUCUUUCAGCUGCAAGUGACGUUCGCUGCAUUACAGGAAGGAUCGCACAAGGUAUUUAAUCCUGUGAAACUUGUUGAGAGUCUGCGAUUGCGGACGACCGAGCAGCAAGACGCCCAAGAAUUCUCGAAAUUAUUUAUGUCGUAUCUCGAUGCGGAGUUCAAGAAGCAGUCUGAACCGUCUCUGAGGACUCUCAUCCCUGAUCAAUUCCAAGGUACUCAAGUAUACGGCACCGAAUGCCUCAAUUGCCACAAUAGAUCGGAAACUCUCAGUGAAUUUCUUGAGCUGGAGAUCAGCCUGCAGCCCAACUGUAGACUAGAGCAGCGAAUAGAUGCCCUCCUACAACCCGAGACGUUGUCCGGGGAUAAUAAGUACCUUUGUCCAAGAUGUGAAACCUUGCAAGAUGCGACCCGGUACACCAAGCUGCGCGAACUACCACCCGUCCUCCAUAUCUCCUUGAUGCGAUUCGUUUACGACCUCGGGUCUAUGGAACGCAAGAAAUGUAGCCACUCUGUCACUUUCCCUACUGUUCUCGAUAUGGACCAGUUCUUGGAUAGAUCGCCUGGUGAUUAUAGCCAGCCUGGGGAUAGCAAGAAUCUCUACCGUCUGCAAGGCGUCCUUUUGCACAAGGGAGCUAGUGCUUUGCAUGGUCAUUAUGAAGCCCAGGUGUAUGAUAUUGCAAGCAAGCAGUGGUAUCGGUUUAAUGACGAGUCGGUCUCUGCACUUACAUCUAUGCCAUACCUCCCACUUCCAGAUGAAGCAGACGAAGCUGUGGAGAUAGAGAACAAGAGUAACGGCAGAUCAUCUAAGAGUAGCACGAAAGCCCAGAGCACGAAUAGGAAACGGCAGACGCGGAAGGCUGGUGAUGAAGCGAACGUCCAGACUCUCCCAUCCAUGCUCGGACUUCCGGAGUCUAGGAAGUACGGGCAGUCUGGACAGGCGUAUACAACGAGGUAUAUUGCGUCGAAGGAGGCCUACAUGCUUAUAUACCGUCGGGAGAUGGCUGAUUCCCGCACUUGUGAUUCGGCGGUGGGAGCUACCAGGUCGGCAAGUCCACCAUUUGCUUCGACGGGAGACGAGACGAUUCGUAUAAUCAUGCCUCCUGCACGGGCUCGUGAAGUUGUCAACGUAAUGAACGAAGAGCUACGCGAAGCGAUAAAGGACUACAGGUCCAAGCAGGAGCAGAAGGUCACAGAAUUGACCAAGCUUCGCAGGGUGAUGAUGGACAUACUGCACUCCUGGAACGUGACAAGCCACGAUGAGCCUAGCCUGAUAGUCAGCGGUCAAAGCCUUGAGGCCUGGGUAGUGAGUGGAUUGAAGGAGGUCGAGCGUAAGGGCAAGCAAGCCCUGAAGACAGUAGGUGUCGCCGAUGAAGGGGAGCUAUGCACAGAAAGUCAGAAGUCGGCCCCGGACUCUUCUUCUACUCAGUGCGGGCCCUCCGUUCGUCGAAGGUUCUCUAAUUCUACUAUCGCAUGUCGUCAUGGUUUACUUGAUCCUAUGGAAGCUGGAGACAUGAAGCGACUGAGAAAGACGGCCUAUGAAAGGAUUGUGCAGGAAACCAACUCCGAAUUUCUGCCGGUGCUCUCUUCUGGAGACAUUUGCCACACCUGUGUAGCUGAACAGUUCGAUGAACGACUUUAUCAAACAGAACACCCGAACCACGUUGCUCGAUUCAACAAACUGUCCACUGAUGACGGUGAUACCAACAGCUAUUGGAUAUCCAAAACAUGGCUUAAAGACUGGAAGCUCUCGAAGCCAAAGAUGCACAGAUCGGGCCAAGAGGAUCCCGCACCCAACCUUCCACCCUUCCAGCAAGAUGUUCUCUGUGAACAUGGAUAUCUUUCCACAGACGGACAUCUUCGCCGUCGAAUACCGGCACAGGCGUAUGACUUCUUGAUCGCACGCUUCCCCGAACUACAAUUGCCGUCAGUUGAUACAGAAGUAUGCGCGAUAUGCCAAACAACGAGCCAUGUCUCGAAAGAAGAGCGCCUAGAAUGGAAGAGCAAGGCAGAUCUGGAAAAGCGCGCACUCAACUACAUGUAUGAGAAUGCGCUGGAACACCAUGGAGAGCUUCCUCCUAACAUUCCAUGCGCUAUAAUACCUCCUGAAUUUGUUUCAGCGUGGAGACAGUGGGUGCGCCAGCCCUCCCAGGUUCAGCGACCGGACAAAGUAGACAACUCCAUGUUCAUCUGUCGACAUGGUUUGCUACUGAUAGAUCCGAGCUCCGCGAUCGACAUCGAUGGCUCCGUGGCUGUAAUACCCAUGGGGGAGUGGGCAGUGCUCAAGAACCAUUAUCCCGCUAAACCGCUUAUCUCCGUUGAAAAUCGAUACGCCGGAGAAGGCUCUCGUAUCGUAUGCGACCUUCCCGUAUGUCAUGACUGUCGCUUCCAAAAAAAAUCAGAUUAUACCGAAACCGAUAUCAACCUCCGAAUAUGCAAUGCGCAAGGACUGCAAGAAGAUCUGAAGCACUCGCAAGAGCGUCCGCGAAUUUCAAUAUAUGGUACUCGCGGCGCCAGAAGAUCGAAACGGAUACGGCAUGGUGUCUACAAGGCGAACAAUCUCAGUAUUAGAAUUUCGAAAGCGAUGACGCUUAAGGACCUGAAGCUGAAGUUGCAGGAAGAGAGGGACCUACCAGUAAUCUGUCAACGCCUGUUCUAUUGCGGCCAAGAGCUUGGGGAUAACUCUCUCACAAUGGGUACACUCGGGAUACUUCCUAACGACACCAUUGAUGUACGGGAAGAACCAGAGGAUGCGGACGCCCUUGAUGACGAAGGCGAUGGUCUGAGAAAGAAACGGCGUCUCGAGAAAGAGGGUCAGGCUUUUGAUGGGACAAUCCUCAGCGGUCAGCACCGGACUUCUUCUAGCCCUGAAUCCCGGGAACGGGAGACAGAGGUCACUUUGCAUGGUAUGCGACGGGAUCCUUAG
Molecule: messenger RNA, 3537 nt
Organism: Gloeophyllum trabeum ATCC 11539
Lineage: Eukaryota; Fungi; Basidiomycota; Agaricomycetes; Gloeophyllales; Gloeophyllaceae
Product: cysteine proteinase
Exons: 22
Coding region: 1-3537 (1178 amino acids)
Biological process (GO): protein deubiquitination
Cellular component (GO): nucleus; cytosol
Molecular function (GO): protein binding; cysteine-type deubiquitinase activity; cysteine-type endopeptidase activity
Source: RefSeq, a predicted model, not a curated record